UCCGGCCGGAGGAGGUGGGGCCUGCAACACGCGGUGGGCGGAACUUAGGCAGAGACCCCUACCCGGGAUUGCGUCCCAGACCCGUACCCGGGGUCGUGAUCCCGUCUCCGCCCCACAGUAUGGCCCGCCACGUGUUUCUGACGGGGCCUCCAGGAAUCGGAAAAACAACUUUGAUCCAGAAAGCCAGCGAGGUAUUAAAGUCCUCUGGCGUGCCUGUCGAUGGAUUUUACACAGAAGAAGUCAGGCAGGGAGGGAGAAGAAUAGGAUUCGACGUGGUCACGCUAUCCGGCCUGCGGGGACCUUUGUCUAGAGUUGGGGCGGAACCCGUGCCUGGGAGACGGGAGUGCCGAGUCGGGCAGUACGUGGUGGAUCUGCCGGCCUUUGAGCAGCUGGCGCUUCCGGUCCUGAGGAACGCAGGUUCCAGCAGCGGCCCGGGGUGGAGAGUGUGUGUCAUCGAUGAGAUCGGGAAGAUGGAGCUCUUCAGUCAGCCCUUCAUCCAGGCGGUUCGUCAGACGCUGGCCGCCCCCGGGACCGUGGUCCUCGGCACGAUCCCGGUCCCUAAGGGAAAGCCGCUGGCCCUGGUAGAGGAAGUCCGCCGCAGAGCCGAUGUGCGGGUGUUCAGCGUCACCAAGGAAAACAGAAACCACCUUUUGCCGGAUAUUGUGACGUGUGUGCAGAGCGGCGGGAAGUGAAGGUGGUUUGUGUCACCGCGCUGCUGCGUGCGGAGGAACGUGCCACCCCGAGCAGCCUGCUCGGCCCCGCCUGCCCAGGUUCUGUGCCUUCGGGUCUCGGAG
Molecule: messenger RNA, 794 nt
Organism: Pteronotus mesoamericanus
Lineage: Eukaryota; Metazoa; Chordata; Mammalia; Chiroptera; Mormoopidae
Gene: NTPCR
Product: nucleoside-triphosphatase, cancer-related
Exons: 5
Coding region: 120-692 (190 amino acids)
Molecular function (GO): ribonucleoside triphosphate phosphatase activity
Source: RefSeq, a predicted model, not a curated record